Cannabis sativa is the source of this 741-nucleotide messenger RNA. RefSeq lists its product as uncharacterized. Lineage: Eukaryota; Viridiplantae; Streptophyta; Magnoliopsida; Rosales; Cannabaceae. Gene Ontology annotation, cellular component: mitochondrion. Bases 91 to 600 code for a protein of 169 amino acids. The transcript has 4 exons. Gene Ontology annotation, molecular function: protein-folding chaperone binding; zinc ion binding. The record is from RefSeq and is a predicted model, not a curated record. Gene Ontology annotation, biological process: protein stabilization; protein folding; protein import into mitochondrial matrix.
UAUUUACAAAGACAAACGAGCCUAGCCCCCUUCCAAUCUGUUUCUUAUUUCAAAGUUAAAGCCACAGAAGACAUUAGAGAACAAACAUCCAUGGCGGCAACUACAACUACCUCCCACUUCUAUCCACCCUUUCACUCUCCUUCAUUUUCCAAUACUGACACUCACAGACCCUCUCAUUCGAAUCUCUGUUCUAACACCCACAAACCCUUUUCUGCUUCCAAGAUAUACCCCUCCAUCAUUCUCUCCAGGUCAAGUACCAAAAUUUCAGCACCAAAGUGUGUAUACAAGUCUUUGGUGGUUUCAGGGCUGGUAAAUGGAAACUCUGAAACUCACCCAGAAUCUGAAUCAACCGUUUCAAACUCGGAUGCAACUAUUGACAUAAAGUUACCAAGAAGAAGUUUGCUUGUGAAAUUUACUUGCAAUUUGUGUGGUGAGAGAACACAAAAGCUUGUAAAUCGACUAGCCUAUGAAAGAGGACUUAUAUAUGUACAGUGUGUAGGGUGUCUUCAGUAUCACAAGUUAGUCGAUAAUCUCGGCCUUGUGGUUGAGUAUGACUUACGAGAGGAAAUUAGUGCGGACGAGAACAAAGAUGAAGUUUGAAAUUUUGUUAUGUUGUUUUGCUAAGUUGGAUCAUGAUUGUAAUUCAAACUCAUCUUCAUAAAUAUAUUAACCAUGAAAGAAUUGAAGAAAUACAAAAAUAAACAAAAUCGAAAAAAAAAAAAUAACAUCACUGUUGAAUCA